AUGUCUUGUGGCUUCUGCCAUGGCCGAUGUGACCACUUCUGGCAGAGAAAUCAUAUCGUAUUUCUUUUUUGUCGGACAGCCGUUAUCAGCAAGCCGUACAUUACGAGAAGCCUGGCUGUUGUGGGUGAAGGUGAUGACGUCACACUGACCUGCAACACAGACUCCUCGCCCGUCUCUGCCUUCACGUACUCGUGGGUAAAAGACGCAGGUAGCCCACUCUCUGAGACUGGCAGGGACUUAACGAUCACUGGAGCAUCUCAGGGCACAGAUGGGGGCAGCUACACCUGUACCAUUUCUGAGACUUUUUCGUCCGACACCAGUAAUGGAUACACUUUAACAAUCUACGCCGUGCCUGAGAAGCCUAUCAUCACCGUGACCCCAGGGUCAAUCAGUGCCAACGACCACGUGACCUUGAUCUGUUCGUCCAGCUCUUUCUCCACUCUCAGCCUCACCUACGAGUGGUUUCAGGACAAUGACCCCCGCUCCGAGACAGACAGGGUGUUGACUUUGCCUGCCUUCACUCCGGCCACUGACAGUGGUAUCUACACGUGUGCAGCCAUCCAUUCUGGGGUCAAAUCUGCAUACAGUGACGCGAGGGUGGUAGCGCUGAGUGGAGCACCUGCACAGCCCAGCCUGACAGUGGCCCCCAGUAGUUUCGCAAUUGGCGACUCUGUCACUCUGGAAUGCUCCACCACCACCAGCGCCAUCACUACGUUUUCUUACUCCAAAAACGGGGGGACUGUGAGUGGAGAAUCAGCCAGCACUCUCGUUAUAUCUUCUUUUGCCUCGACCGACACCGGAGGGUACUCCUGUAAAGCUAUCUCUGGCUCAGGUGAAGAGUCUGUGGCUAGUGUCGAGGUGCAAGUCGCCCCAUCAGGGACACCAGACAAACCUGUGGUCACAGUGAGCUCAGAGACGUUCAUGGACGGCACUGAUGUGACCUUGACCUGCACAAGUACUUCCACGGGAACCAAGAGCUACCAAUGGUAAAACACUGUAUUUAGAAUUAACCUACCUUAGAAUUUAAAGUUCUAUCUGCUCG
Messenger RNA from Aplysia californica (California sea hare), 1042 nucleotides. Its product is annotated as sialoadhesin. Bases 1 to 990 code for a protein of 329 amino acids. The record is from RefSeq and is a predicted model, not a curated record. The transcript is spliced from 5 exons. Lineage: Eukaryota; Metazoa; Mollusca; Gastropoda; Aplysiida; Aplysiidae.